UAGCUGCCAAUGAUUUAAUUACAUUUCGAAGUAUGUAGAUUUGAAAUGGUUUUGAAUAAGAGACUUAAAAUAGUGUAAAUAUUUUUUUAAAUUCUUUUUUACAGACGUAUAUUUUUUCUUCCCAGCGCCCCCCUCUCAAUCAAAACUCCCCCCCAACCGCUACUACCACGCGGCGCAAACGCAGCCCGCCGCGCGUAGCGUGCGUCAGCCUUUGUGUAUCCAUCGUGGACCGACCGCGAUGACGCGGUGAACAAAGGACGCGGCUGUGAUGCGCCAAACGCGAGACGGUUCCACCUUAAAUGCCGUCGCGUUCCACCUUAAGCGCACAUUGUGGCCACCGAACGGGCUUCCGUAGCGCCCGUCCAGCCGGAGAGUCGCACUCCGCUUUGACACAGCAGCGCCACUUGAGGAACAACAAAAUCCACACGCUCUUGGGCCGAACCCCGUCGAGAUCAUGUCCGGACCAAACAAGUACGGAGAGUGGAUCCUGGAAACAAUCGACUCUCUCCGCUCGCGGAAAGCGCGCCCGGAUCUGGAGCGGAUUUGUCGAAUGGUCCGUAGACGACACGGGUCAGACCCAGACCGAACCCGGGUAGAACUGGAAAAACUGAUUCAAGAACAGACUGUGCUUAAAGUUAGCUACAAGGGCUCCAUCUCUUACCGGAAUGCGGCUAAGGUUCAGAGGAAAAGCAGAAAGAAGAUUGAAGACGUUAUAUACAACAACAGCAGCAACGGCGACAGCGCGCUCAGCUUCACCGAUCAGGAGGACGACUCGGAGCCCAGCCCGUCUCGACUGCAAACGGCGGCCGGCAAGCAGCACGCUUCUCCGGGCAGCCCGAGGAGCGUCGCGAGUGCAUCGCACGGAGAUGCACUCGGGCGAGAAAAGCCGGCCGGGGAUGACACCCGCAACCAAACUUACAAGCACACGGUUGCCCAGCAGUCGGAACUUCCCGGAUGGCAGUCGGACCCGGGCGACCCGCUGGGACAGGGACAGGCUUCGGUCCGCAGCCUGUCCGAGAAGCGCCUCCAGGGGACCGCCGCUCCCGUCGCCGCCGCCACAAAAGGCCCCGUCAAGCCGCUCGGGCUCAAGGAGAUUUUGGGCUAUCUGAGCAACCAGGAGGAGCGUUUCUCCGAGGAAAAGCUGACGAGGGGCAAAGUCAAAGUGGUUAUGGAAAGAGAGGUGGCCCGGGGCAGGCUGCGCAAGACCCGCUGCGGGAACAUCACUCUUCCCCUCAGGGGGAUGACGACAACGAAAGCGUCCGCCGGGAGUCUCACGCUGCAGCCCGCGAUAAAGGAGAGUGAGCCGAUGGAGGAAGAUGAUGUGCAAGAGGACAGUGAAGAAGAGGAGAAUCCCCGGAGUUCUAAUGAAGAAGCUGGACUUUCCCUGAUUGCCAUGGCAACCACAGCAGCCCUGGUUGAGAAAGCCAGUGAAGAACGUGAGAUCCAGAAACCAUCGGAAAAGGAAAGCGUCUGUCGUCAUCCAAAUCAUGACAAAGAUGCCUCUUCAGUUACGAAUCCCCGCAGUAUGACUGGGUGUUCCCCUCCUUUGGAUGCUCCUGCGUCGAUGUGCAUUACAGCAUUUGUGCAAGAAAGACCUGCUACACCCAAUCAGCUGCCUAUGGACAUCCAGAGUCAGAUCCAGCACACCCAGUCAAGCUUUAUCGAUGUUGAAUGUAAAACUGAAGUAGGCGUGUCCUCCUGUUUGCUCACGCCCACGGCCUCCCCGAGAGAAACUGCCCUGCCUGAAGAACAAGGGACGAAUGGUGAAGUCAAUAACGGAGAGUGCAUAAAGAUUGAAGGAGUCAAGGGAAGCCCAAUGGACUGGACCGUGUCUGAUGUGGUCUCCUAUUUUACCACAGCUGGUUUUCCUGAGCAGGCCACUGCCUUUGGAGCACAGGAAAUCGAUGGAAAGUCUCUGCUCCUCAUGCAGCGCAAUGACGUUUUGACUGGCCUGUCAAUCAGGCUCGGCCCUGCUCUCAAAAUCUACGAGCGCCACGUGAAGGUUUUGCAAAAGACGCACUUUGACGACGUCGACUCCACAUGAACCACCAGAAUGUAACGGAAUAUUUUUGAAAAAGGCAUGCGUGGAACAAUUGCACUCAAACACACACAUAAAUACAUUGAGCUACACACUUAAAGGUUAUUCUAGAAUUGGAGAACAUUAAAAAAUACAAAAGCUUAUCAAGCAAAUCUAAAAAAUAAUACUAACAAUUAAAAAAUUUAAAAAAUAAAAACCUAAGAGAAAAGAAGCCAUGAAAAUAGUUUAAAAAAAAAAAAAAAUAAAUAAAUAAAUAAUAAAAGUUUGAAUGUCUUCCAUUUCUGGAAUGAUAUUUAAAUUCCGGGGGGGGGGGUGUAUUUUGUUUAAAUUAUUAUUAUAUUAAUCAAUUUCUGCACAAUCUACGUCAUGUCAUUUAAUGACCGACAAAAAAAAAAAAAGUCAAACUUAUUUUGCUUAUGUGUGGAUACAGUUUACCCAUAUUUCUAUUUGUUUUCUAUACAGCUUGUCCAUGCUAGGGUUCUAGUGAACUAGUCGCCAGUCAAGUGUACCUAUCAUUGUGAUUGGUUUCGAAGGAGAAAUAGACGCUAUGCAUCCACUCCAAAAUCUGGAGGUAGCCUCGACAAAAUCACAACAGCAUAUAACAAUCCCCUCAAGCAAAUUAUUGGUUAAAGCUAUAAUACACUUAAAAAUAAACACCAACUCAAAAAAGAGCAGAUAAUUUUACAAUAUGUAAAGAUAUAGGGACAAGAAUUUACAAAAAAAAAAAAAAAAAUACAAGCAAUUGUGUACUAGAUUGGCACAGGUUCAAGUAAAUCGACUGUUCUCAUAUACAAGCAGAUCUUAAACAAAAUAUACUUGCAUCAAACAUUCCAGCUUCUACAGUUUGACAGCACUUAGUAAAUGCCUAUUUUGUUAUUCAAUUGUAUUUAUGUGGUUUCAUUUGAUGAAUAUUGUCUUCUAAAUAACUACCUCUUUCCUUUUUCUAAUUUCCCCUCCAUCUUUCUCUUCAGAGUCCAAGAGCACGUUUUCAAUUCAUGUCGAUGUUUUUCAUGAUACCUAGACAAAAAAAAUGUUCAAAAUCAUUCCAUGGUGUCCU
This is a messenger RNA of Corythoichthys intestinalis (scribbled pipefish), 3095 nucleotides long. RefSeq names its product sterile alpha motif domain containing 1b (gene samd1b). The coding region runs from base 455 to 2044 and encodes 529 amino acids. Gene Ontology annotation, biological process: negative regulation of DNA-templated transcription. Lineage: Eukaryota; Metazoa; Chordata; Actinopteri; Syngnathiformes; Syngnathidae. The transcript is spliced from 7 exons. The record is from RefSeq and is a predicted model, not a curated record. Gene Ontology annotation, molecular function: chromatin binding; DNA binding; histone binding. Gene Ontology annotation, cellular component: nucleus.